Molecule: messenger RNA, 5283 nt
Organism: Vespa mandarinia (Asian giant hornet)
Lineage: Eukaryota; Metazoa; Arthropoda; Insecta; Hymenoptera; Vespidae
Source: RefSeq, a predicted model, not a curated record
CACAGACGUUCGCUGACGGGCGAAGGAGUCGGUUCUCGGUGUCGGUGUCCGUAUCCUGUCUUGUGCCCGUGUUCGUGUCCCACCGACUUACAUUGCGCUCUCGUCGCGGAAGGGCAACAACGCGACUAACGAAGGUACGUGUGCGCGUGUAGAGAGAGAGAGAGAGAAAGAGAGAGGGAGAGAAGAAGAGAGGAACACUUGUAUUGUUUCAUUACAAUCUGAAUUUCCAUUUCGUUUAUUCGUGUGGUCGUAAAAGUGUCAUUGGGUAAAACUUAAAUAAAAAGUAAUUUUUUUCAAAGAUAUUCUCGCGUGCGAACGAUCAAGAGAUCCGCUCGUCCGCGCCUCGCUCCUGUCUUCUCGUUGUGCUAGUGGUGUGAUACUGUAGUUAGUGUACUGUCUACGGUGGUAGUGGUAGAGCUGCUGCUGCUGGUGUGGUGGCGGUGAUGAUAGUAUAGUGGUGGUAGUAGCAGUGCACGCUGCUGGUGUUCGUUCGUACGUCGCGGCUCUCGUCGAUUUGGCGGCUGGGAGGGGGGAGGAGGAGGCUCCCCAUCCUCCCCUUCUCUCGCUCACGUUACUACGGUUAUCCCGUAUAUACUUUUGGAUGCGAAAAACGCGCAUACCUGCACCAUCAACGAGUAUGGAGAUAUCUAAGACGCUACAGGAAGAAAUACUCACCGUGCAAAACAAGCUGAAGAAUGCCAUACGCGAUCAUCAGAUAUGCGUGGGCAAAUUGAAAGAUGAUCCACACAACACUAUCAUUCUCGGACGGAUACAGGACAUCCAUUUGCACAUCGUCUCUUUGGAUAGAUGUCAGAAGCAAGUCCUACAGCGGCUGCGCAAAGAGGUUGAAGCAUUUAAAGCGCAAAAUGCAAAUGGGCCGAAAGUUUCGUUAGCGUCGUUACUUGGUUUGGAUAAUAAUAAUCGUCAUAUCACAAAUAAUAAUGAUAAGAGAAGUAACAAAGUGGUGGGAAACACCAACAAUCUUGAUGUUAAGAUAUCAAAGGAUGAUUACGAGGACACAGUGCGCAACAGCGACGUACCAUCGCCCUCGCAAGAAAAUUCGCCUUCCAAAGAUCGAUCGAGCUCGGUGGAGACGAUAUCCGGCGAGGACGAUGUCAUAGAGGUCUCCAUGGAUGAAAAUUCAAACGAGACGCAGGAGGAGCUUGAUAAGAAAGAUUGCAAGAACGAAGUCAAUGAAAAGAUAACGUUCCUAUCCAAUUUGAGCCUGAUCACCAAUGCGAGAUAUUCCGAAUUACAGAACAAGAGGGUAGAAAGAAAACGGCGUAGCACGGCUAAUCCUCAAUUUGUGUACUCCUGUUUCGAAGCACCGAUGAAAAGGAAGAGAUGCACGUAUUUGCAAUCCGGUGGAAGUGCACCACAGACACGACAAACGACAGCUCGCAUGAAUGGACCAUCACCACCUCCAGUUAGUAAGACAGCCUUACCAAAAUCCACAUCACCACCAUCGAGAACGACGAUAGGAAAAUCUCUCAUUCCCCUGCAAAAGUCCAUGACGAGACCUAACAUUCUUAGGAAUGCAUCAGAAAACAAAGUCUAUACCGGAAAGGGCAAGGUUGAAAAUGGUUCAAAUUCUAUACCAUUACCGAUCGUUGGUACGAAAACGAUACAAUCAACUGGUAGUAGAACUGUGCAUAUACCAGGACUACCUUCGAGUUUAACGAUAGAGAGGAUCGAAAAUGAUUCGAUUGUUUGUAUAAGGUGUAGAAAUCCAGGUACUCUAACGGUAUGCGAGAAUUGUUCGGCCAACUACCAUGUAUCCUGUCAUUCCGUCUCGCCGGCACCCCCAAGAAUUUGUCCUAAAUGUGCGUUCGUCGAAGAUGACGAGGAAGAGGAGGAGGAGGAGGACGCAGAGGUUCAGGAAGCUGAAGAGGAUGACGAAGAGGAAGAAGUGAAUGGAAGAGAAUCUUGCAAUAAGGAAGAAGAACUCGCUACAACAUCGUACGCGUCAGGAGCUAUUAGGAAAGCAGGAGAGGACACAGAAAUCCAUAAAACGUCUUGUGGACUUUAUAAAGCUGAUGCAACUACGAAAAGGCACGUGCUCGCCUCCGCGCUCGGAAUCGGACAGCUUCCAUCCUCGACCUUCCUCAUCCCAAUCUCCCCGAGUAACGUCACCCCCCCCAACCACGAGUACUCGACAAUUAGUGCAAUCGCAACAAGAACUGACGUCGAGCAAUCAGAGAACAAUAAUGGCAACGGUAACAGUAGUGGCCGAUCCUAUUCUUCGAUCGUCCUCAACCAUUUGCCACAGUCAAACAUCAGCUACAUGCAGUCGGAGCCCCAGUUGCCAUAUGCCUACCAAUUACCAAUCAGUAGCGUUCAACCAGAAAAGCAUCAAUCAUACCUCAUCGUUAAAAAGAUCUCAGAACCAAUUGGAAGGUCCGCUCAGCUUGCCAUCGGAACUCAAUCAGAAGGGCAGAGUCUUUCAACGUUCUUCGACUCCCAAUUGCCAACCACGUCCCGGUACGAAUCACGCGUUCACUCUGAGGUCACCCUCGCCCAAUCAUCCGUCUACCUUGAAAAGCAUUUCUCCGAAUCGGUCGGCCGAGGUCGUAGUAAAAAGACAAAUCGGGCAGUACCAGCCCUCAACCGUAUCGUCGAUUCCGAAGAAUUCUCCGUUACUACCAGCGACCGUCCGAUGGAACGAUCAACCUACAAUGGCAAGAAGCCCAGAACUAGACAAUCAAGGAUCAAGCUCGGUAUCGAUCAUCUACGAACAACAACAAGAGACACGGAGUUUCUCUUACCCGCUUACGACGGUAGCACAAUCUCAACAGAACAGUUCCCAAUGUCAAACAGUGCCAACACAAAAGAGACGUUUCUCGGUGGUCGGUCAAAGAAUAGAACACGAUCAAGUGGCUUACUCCACUCUCUCUUCUCAGGCUACGACUCCUCCUGUGUCGUCGCCGACGAUACCACCCUCGUCCUCUCACGAACCACCUGUAAUACAAACGACAAAGACCGUACAGACCUGUACCAACAAUCGUAUCGCAAAACUGAUCGUUUCGAAUCAGUCGAACACCCAAACGAACACCAGCGCGGGACCAUCGCAAAAUUCUUCGAACACGUGAAAUUGGAAGAAGCGCAUAUAUCAGCGCCACCUAGAGCAAAGCUAGCGUGCAAGAGCACGAACAUUGAGAUCGAGGAAGUCGAUCGAUCUCAACAGGAUGAAGACGAAGAGGAUUUUCAUCGAAGUUCCGAUAAUGAAUUUCUCGAUGAAGAAACUACACAAAAUUUUAACGAACGAGUUGAACGAGUGGGACCAAGCGGCGAAGACAAUUCCCGAAUUAAGACUCCUGAAUACGUUGGACUUGUGGAUGCAGAACCAUGUUCAGGAAUGACAACAAAAGGUAACGUUGAUGGGAAUAUUUCAUCUAUAGAAGCAAUAUUGGAAGUAAAUGAUAAGAUUUCAUCUUCGAAGAAAGACCUGCCCGAGACAUCGUCUUCGCAGUCCCAGACCGCACAAGUGAAUCAAAUUAAAUCUGAUGACGAGGUAUCAGUUCCUGAUGAUAAGGCUGACGUCGAGAGACAAGACUUACAUGGUGGCCGAUCGUCGUCCAGCACACCUCACAGUGACGUUCCAAAUAAACCACCGAUCAUUGAGGAAAAACGAUCUUCUAUGAAAAAACUCGAUGAAGAUCUAGGCAUUAGCUCCGUUUCUCUAGAAAAUAUGCGCGUUUUGGAACAAUUUGAGUCUGCUAUGCUGGAGGCCGAUUGUAGUAAGACCGCCACUUGUUAGAAAUUAAUUAGGGUAAACAAUCCUGAUUCUGUUGGCGCGCGUUAAUCAUAUUCAUAGCAGCCUUUUGUUUUCCUUUUUUUUCAUUAUCUUUUAUUAGUUAUUUUCAUUCUUUAACGAAUCAAACUCUUGAAAUGAAAAAUAUACUACGUUUAGGAUUAUAUUCAUUUUUUAAUUUCAUCCUGAAAUCGGCGUAAAUGAGUUUGAUAGUAGCAGUAUUUUUAUAUUGAUUUUGUUGUAUAUUUUAGAGAUAGUAUUGUUGACAAAUCGAUGAUAAUAGUUAUGAGGAGAAAGUGAAAAAAUCGGAACUUAAAAACAGGAAAUAGAAGCGGAAAAGAAAAUUGUGUAUCUUCUCGUUGUUUCUUUCUUUCUUUUUUUUUUUCAUAUAUUGCAUUCGUAUCUUCAUUUCUUAUUUAUUUAUCAAUAAUAUUGAUAUUUGUUAGAAUGGGGUAUUACGAAUAGUUUUCUUUUUUAUUUUUUUUUAUUUUUGUUUUUUUUUUUUUUUUUAUGGAAAUUCAUGUAAAUUUCAUAUACGUUGAACGCCAUUAUUACUGUCUAUUGUUACAGGAGCAUAUUUUUCGAUGAUAUCGAUAAAUUAUCAUCCUUAUUAUUAUUCAUUUCGAUACACUACGAUCGGUCUAAUGCGAUAAAUUUUCUCUUGUUAUUUUGUGCGGUACGUUCCUAAUCAAGAUUUCACGUGUAGUUCCCAUGAGAUCUACUAAAAAUAUAAAGAAUUCGCAUAUCGUGCAGUGAAUAAAAUAUACGCUGUUAUAUUUAGUCUGGAAUAUUAACAAGAACGGAAAUGAGAGAAGCCUAAUUUAAGGCAAAUCUAGCCAUAUUACCAUACUGCCUUAUUAGUUCUUCGAAUAAGGUAUUUUUUAUUAAUAGUUACCGCAUACGAACCCAAGAGAAACGCACGACAUAUUGCGCUCAUUUUUGCGGGUUUAUGGAUAUAAUCAAAACUUGCUAUUAUUGCUGCAAAAGUAGAUAUUAAGAAUGUGAAUAUGAACGAACGAGUAAGAAGUUGUAGCAAAAAUAUAUUCUUAUGCCUAGUUAGUUAUGAUUAAAUACGUAUCGACUGCCUUUUCAUUUAUAUUAUUAUUAAUACGAAUGCUUUUUGAUAUUUUCCGUUAUGAAAAAUUUUUCUACUAUUAUUAACCGUAAAAGAUUUAUCUUGAAAUUGUGAGCUAAAUGCAUUCGUUCUAUCGUGUUAACAGGGUAUGUUGAUCUGUUAAUAUGAGUUGUAUUUUUGUACCGUCGAUCGUUUUUAAAUGUGCAUAUUGUUUCAGUUAAAUAAUAAUGAUUGCAAAUGAUUUUAUAAGAGUAAUCAUAAUUACGUAUUUGGUAGACUCUUUGAAUCUAUGCUAGCGUUUUUCUUUCUGUUUUAUUAUCUUGUUGAUUGAGUUGAUUGCACACGAUACGACUAUCUAUUGUAUACAAUUACGCAAAAAAUUGUUAUGUGAUGUAGAUGACGAGAUUCAAAAUGAAAUUCGUAUUUUUAUGAAUAAAUCGAUUUAAACUCGACAGAA